AUGAUCUUUUCUCUCAUUUGCCUACUUCUCCUCCUAGCCGCCCCUCUCACCCUCGGUGCUCCGCGACGGGCCCUCUCACCUCCCCGGCAGCGAGAAACCAUCCUCGAUGUGGACUUCAACGGUGACGGUGAAGACAUGGUCAAAGAGAUUCUCAACCGGCCCUAUAGCACGAGACACAAAGACGGCAGCGAUAGUAACAAGCCCUUUUACGGCGUCCGCUUCUCCGAGAGCGAUGAGGGCAGAGUGCGGGUGGCGCGGGCUGAUCCGUUCAACAUGGAGGCAUUACGGACGGUUAUCGAGGAACAUGAUCUAGAGUGGGACUUAAUCGAGGAGGUUAAGGAUGACGAAGAAGUUUCUGACGAAGAUCUUUCUGAGGACGGGACGGAUGAAGUUGUCAGGAGAGUCCACGAGCAAGGCACCUUGAAUGAAGAUGCGUACUCUGAUCCUGAGAGGAGAGAUGUCGAGGACGGUCCGUGGAACCCGGUCCUCAGAGACGGAGGGAGCAGUGAAGAUCCCUUUGAGAAGCCAAAGUUCCGCGAGGGACAGGGGGGGUUCGUUCAGUGCGCGGGAUGCUCCGAUACCAGAGGUGGUUCCGAUGGUUGGAAGAGAUCUACGCCCUCUGUUGAGCGGGCAAACACCUCCUCCGCCGCCGCCGCGAACGAAACUCAUCAUCGGCACCCAGCAGACCUCCUUGACGCCCUCGAUCGCAGCAACGCCAGCCCAUUAGCAUGGGACCUACCCACCACCACCUCCUCCACCACCUCCUCCCUCCGAAAGCGCGGAGAAACAGACUGGACCUGCAACCGCAUCGGCCAAAAAAACACCAAAGAAGCUCUGUUGAUCAUGUACAACGUCUUCAACAACGUAUUCGGUACCGAGCCUCUACGAGGCCUGACGAACCAGUGCUACGUGGCCGAAUGCCAGGACUGGUACUUCAGUUACUGCCAAAUGUCAGUCGAUGUAAAAGAGGAGAGGCCCGGCGCGCGGAAGAAGGUGGUUGAUCGCGACCCGGGGAAGGGAGGGUCGUGUUAUGCGGUCGCGGACGGGGAGGAUUCGAACCGGUACCAUCGGUACUUUUUUGGGCAUGUUAGUGCGAAUCCGAUUCCGAAUUAUAGUGGGGGGUUUAAUGUUAGGAGGUGUAAUUGAGAGGGUUGGAUGAGUAGGAGUUAGUUAAUGUGUAGAUGUAUGCUGGACGUUUUGGCCUGUUACGGCACUCCAAGGCACAUUGAUCAGGGCUUGUGAGUAAUUCAUCUGUCGCCCUCUUUCGGAAAGAAGAAGAAAAACUAGGAUUAUGGCAUCAAAGCAUUUUCAUCUCAAUGAUCAUGUGUGAUCUCGGUUGUAAGACUUUCGCGCAGUUCAAAU
Molecule: messenger RNA, 1362 nt
Organism: Colletotrichum scovillei
Lineage: Eukaryota; Fungi; Ascomycota; Sordariomycetes; Glomerellales; Glomerellaceae
Exons: 2
Coding region: 1-1146 (381 amino acids)
Source: RefSeq, a predicted model, not a curated record